AUCAGCAUUGCAAAAAUGGAGAUAUUAUCACAAUUGUGGUCACUGUUAGGGUUACUCACCGUUCUGCAAAAUGUGCUUCCAUCUCAGAUUCUCUCUCUGCUUCACUCUGUAUACGAAUCAACACAAGAUCUGCUAUCUCCUUACGCAUACGUUGAGAUCCCUGAGUUCAACGGCUACUGCGGCGUUGACCUCAACGACCUCUACCGCCACGUGCACCUCUACCUGAACGCAGCCGCGUCUGCCUCCCCCGCCGCCUCGUGCCGCCGCGUCACGCUCUCCCGUUCACCCUCCUCCUCCCGCGUCACCUUUGCCGUAGCGCCAAACCACACCGUCCACGACUCCUUCGGCGGCCACCGCCUCUCUUGGACGCACCACGUCGACGGCGUACAAGACUCCCUGGACGAGAAACGAAGCUUCACUCUCCGUCUACCGAAGCGCCACAGGCAGGCGCUACUGCCGUCCUACCUCUCCCACGUCACCUCACGCGCGGAGGAGUUCGAGCGCGUGAGCCGCGAGCGCCGCCUCUUCACCAACAACACAACCGGCUCCGGUUCCUUCGAGUCCGGAUGGGUUUCCGUCCCGUUCCGCCAUCCCUCAACCUUCGAAACCCUGGCUCUCGAGCCAGAACUCAAGAAACAAAUAAAAAACGACCUCGUUUCGUUUCAAAACGGCAGAGAGUUUUACCACCGGGUUGGGCGUGCGUGGAAGCGGGGGUACUUACUCCACGGUCCACCCGGUUCCGGUAAAUCGAGCCUCAUAGCAGCUAUGGCUAACUUCCUCUGUUACGACGUAUACGACUUGGAACUCACAAAAGUUUCGGAUAACUCUGAGCUGAGGUCGCUACUAAUCCAAACGACGAACCGCUCCAUUAUUGUUAUAGAAGACAUUGACUGUUCCGUGGACUUAACCGCUGACAGAACGACGAAGAAGCAACCGGCCAAGUCGUUUAAGAAGUGCAAAACGACGAUGUCGUCUUCGGGUUGUGAAGAUAGCGGGAGGGUUACGCUUUCAGGGCUCCUGAACUUCACGGACGGGUUGUGGUCGUGUUGUGGCGAGGAGAGGAUUGUGGUGUUCACUACGAACCACAGGGAUAGCGUGGACCCUGCGCUGGUUCGGUGUGGGCGCAUGGACGUGCACGUGAGCCUUGGCACGUGCGGGAUCCAUGCGUUCAAGGAGUUAGUUAGGAACUACCUCGGGGUUGAGUCUCAUGCGUUGUUCGAUGCCGUGGAUGCGUGUAUUAGGUCGGGUGGGUCCCUCACGCCGGCGCAAGUUGGGGAGAUCCUAUUGAGGAACAGAGGGGAUGCUGACCUGGCGAUGAAGGAGGUUGUGGCAGCGAUGCAAGGGAGGAUGCUGUCUCUUGCGGCCGCUGGAGGCGGUGGUGGGGAUCAGAUGGAUAAUGAGGA
This is a messenger RNA of Arachis ipaensis, 1403 nucleotides long. Its product is annotated as AAA-ATPase At4g25835. Lineage: Eukaryota; Viridiplantae; Streptophyta; Magnoliopsida; Fabales; Fabaceae. The record is from RefSeq and is a predicted model, not a curated record. Gene Ontology annotation, molecular function: ATP binding; ATP hydrolysis activity.